Dioszegia hungarica is the source of this 1233-nucleotide messenger RNA. RefSeq names its product calmodulin-dependent protein kinase. Gene Ontology annotation, biological process: protein phosphorylation; cellular response to oxidative stress. Gene Ontology annotation, molecular function: ATP binding; calmodulin binding; calcium/calmodulin-dependent protein kinase activity. The record is from RefSeq and is a predicted model, not a curated record. Bases 1 to 1233 code for a protein of 410 amino acids. NCBI's taxonomy places the organism in Eukaryota, Fungi, Basidiomycota, Tremellomycetes, Tremellales, Bulleribasidiaceae. The transcript is spliced from 13 exons.
AUGCAGACCCCAACUCAGAAGCCCAAGGCUCCAGCAACGGUCCCGUGUCAGUACAAGACUGGCAAGACCUUAGGCAGUGCGGUGGUGAAGGAAUGUGUACAUAUUGGAACGGGCGAAUACUAUGCCUGCAAGGUGCUCAACAAGAAGUUCCUACUUGGUCGCGAACACAUGGUCCGGAAUGAGAUCAACGUCCUCAAGCGCGUCUCAGCGGGUCACCGGCAUAUAGUCUCACUGCACGACUUCUUCGAGACCACACAUAAUCUCUAUCUCGUCUUUGACCUGUGUACCGGCGGAGAGCUGUUCGACCGGAUCUGCGCGAGGGGCAGCUACUUCGAGAAGGAUGCCGCGCAGAUCAUCCGGACCGUUACUGACGCCGUCAAAUACCUGCACGAUCAGGGCAUUGUGCACCGCGACUUGAAGCCGGAGAACAUAUUGUUCAAGUCAAAGGAGGAGAACUCGGACUUGCUGUUGGCUGACUUUGGGCUGUCCAAGGUGCUCGAGGAGGACAACUUCUCUAUCUUGACGACGACCUGUGGAACACCAGGGUAUAUGGCUCCCGAGAUCUUCAAGAAGGCGGGCCACGGCAAGCCAGUCGAUAUCUGGGCUAUCGGCGUCAUCACCUACUUCUUGCUCUGUGGUUACACACCUUUCGAUCGGGACUCGCAAUACGAGGAGAUGCAAGCUAUCUGCCGGGGAGACUACAAGUUUGAGCCAGUCAAGUAUUGGCAAAACGUCUCGCAGCCAGCUAGGGAUUUCGUGCGCGCCUGCCUGACCGUUGAUCCCGCCAACCGCCCGACAUCUGCCGAGCUGCUUCAACAUCCUUGGUUGAAGAUGUACGAGCAGCCCGCCACUGCUGCCGCUGCAGGCGAAGAUAAGGGAACGGACUUGCUGCCGAACGUCAAGGCUGGCUUUGACGCUAGGAAGACUUUCCGACGUGCAGUGAUGGGUAUGAUGGCUGUCAAUAGGCUGAAGGAGGGCGGUGCUGAGCGGCACAAUACCAUCGGUGGCCAAACGGCGAAAGAGAAGGAGGCGAUGAGGGCCGAGAUUGAGCAGAGGAAACAGGAGGCUGAGCACGUGAGUUGUCCUGCGAUUUGCGUUAGCGUCGGUCGGGAGCUGAUGAGACGCAGGAGGACGUCCAGGAGGUACUGGCGGGGACAAGUGUCUAAGUCAGUCGCGCAUGAGGAUACAGUGGAGUACCCGCGGAUUAUGACGUCGCCAGGUAUAGCAGCAUGA